Molecule: messenger RNA, 1264 nt
Organism: Beta vulgaris subsp. vulgaris (sugar beet)
Lineage: Eukaryota; Viridiplantae; Streptophyta; Magnoliopsida; Caryophyllales; Amaranthaceae
Product: transcription factor bHLH47
Exons: 5
Coding region: 355-1056 (233 amino acids)
Molecular function (GO): protein dimerization activity
Source: RefSeq, a predicted model, not a curated record
UUUGGUGGCGUGGACAAUACACGUAGAUGUAGCACAUCAACGUUUCUUCAUUUUACAAUUUCAUUGUGCGUGUGGUUUGCGCGAGCAUUUUAGGCAACAACUAGUGGAAGGAUGUCUAAUUUCACGUGGAAUCAACACACACCUAAAACUAUCCCACUUCCUUUAAUUUAUUUCCUUUCAAUCAAAAUUGAAAUAUUAUAAUUAUUUCUGUACCCAGUUUCUUACAAUUGAGAAAAUCAUCUUUCAAUUGAUUCAUUCAAUUUCUAGGGGAGCAAGAACUGUGUUUUGAUUGGGUAGAAAUUUUUUGCUGGAACCCUAAAAAGUCAAGGUUUGUAGUUGGUGAAUCAGUGAAGAAUGGGUUCGGAUAUCGGCGAUGAUCCUGUUCUUAAUGAGGAGAGUGAUGCACCAGAGGAUGCAGUGGAUGAUGGUUCUCAAUCCAGAAAAAGGAAGCGUGGCAAGGUACCCAAAAAGAUUGUGAAGGCAGAGAGAGAGAGACUGAAGCGUGAACAACUAAACGAGCUUUUCAACAAACUUGCUAGCGUUCUUGAAUUAAAUCAAGAGAACAAUGGUAAAGCCUCUGUACUGAAUGAGACUAUUCGGCUUUUGAAAGAUACAGUCUCUCACAUUCAGAACCUCAGAAAGGAGAAUGAAACCCUGCUGUCAGAAUCUCAUUAUAUGGCAGCAGAGAAGAAUGAGCUGAAAGAGGAGAAUACUGCUCUUGAAGUACAAAUCAAGAAAUUGCAAAAUGAAUUGGAAGAGAGAUUAGGCCAAUCAAAGCCAGACCUAAAUGUAAGCCCUCCAGAAUCAUGGCAAAGGGAAAUGCUUACACACUUUGCAGAAGGCCACUAUUCGCAAACACCUACCACCGAUCUAUCUUCUCAACAACAGCCAAUUCUUGGGCCGCUCUAUGUCAUUCCUAUGAAUCCUGACUUGCAAGCUUUUCAAAAGGUCGACGCUACCCCUAAUAAUCAACCUAUAGCUGUGAGCAAACCUCAUGCUAGAUACCCGACCCCAGCUGAUGCCUGGCCAUUGCAGUUGCUGUCGAAGCAGGCAUAGAUUAUGAUAAGGCAGACGACAUUGUAGAUAGCUUGUAGCGUGUUAGCAUUAAUUACGGGACUCAAAUUAGAUGCCCUGGAUGACUAGAGUAUGUAUAUAAGCUACUCAUGAUAUCCAAGUAUUAGCUUCUUUAACUAUAUUCAGUCUCAUCUUUGUAUAUGGAUUGAAGUUUAAUAACUUCUAUAGCAAUAUAUUUUUUGAUGUACAA